GACGAAGUGGAAUGGGUUGCGGGCAUUUCUGUUCUCCGGUCUGUCAUCAGGACCGGGUUGUUGAUUCGAAAACAUGAGUAUGAGCAACUGCUGUUGACUCAUGAGGGCAGGUGGAAUUUGAUCAAGGACAAGCGUUGCGACCAUACAUGUUGGACUAGCAGGAUAAUAAGACUCACUGAUCAGAAUGUCAUCUAG
Messenger RNA from Suillus subalutaceus, 195 nucleotides. RefSeq lists its product as uncharacterized. The annotation marks the transcript as partial. The transcript has a single exon. Lineage: Eukaryota; Fungi; Basidiomycota; Agaricomycetes; Boletales; Suillaceae. The record is from RefSeq and is a predicted model, not a curated record.